Molecule: messenger RNA, 1818 nt
Organism: Diceros bicornis minor
Lineage: Eukaryota; Metazoa; Chordata; Mammalia; Perissodactyla; Rhinocerotidae
Product: ATP-binding cassette sub-family C member 11-like
Exons: 8
Coding region: 50-1231 (393 amino acids)
Biological process (GO): transmembrane transport
Cellular component (GO): membrane
Molecular function (GO): ATP binding; ATP hydrolysis activity; purine nucleotide transmembrane transporter activity
Source: RefSeq, a predicted model, not a curated record
UCUAGUGGGUGGGGCAGACCUGGGCUAGCAGGCCCCAGGGAGAACUCCAAUGGUGUCUGUGUCAGCACGCCCACACCAGGCCACAACAAUGGCCACCACCAAUGUCCCAGUUCCUGGAGAGAUCUCACCUCUCACCGAGAUGCACUCAGGGCCUGUCAGGCUUCCCCUCCUUUGGGAAGAAGAAGUCUCCAGGCGUGGGAUUGAGAAAGCUUCAGUGCUUCGAGUGAUGCUGAGAUUCCAAAGAACAAGGAUUAUUUUCAAUGUGAUUCUGGGCUGCUGCCUCUGUGUUACAAGUGUGCUGGCUCCCAUGCUGCUUACACCAAAGAUCCUGGAAUAUUCCGAAGAGCAGUCAGGGAACAUUGGCUAUGGAGUGGGACUCUGCUUUGCCCUGUUUCUCACCGAGUGUCUGAAGUCUGUGAGUCUGUGCUCAUGUUGGGUCUUCAACCAGCACACAGGCGUCAGGUUUCGUACAGCCAUUUUCUCCUUUGCCUUCGAGAAGCUAAUGCAAUUUAAGUCUCUAACACACAUCACCACGGGAGAGAAGUUUUUCCUCCAGAAGAGCCCUGUUUUACACAUCCAGGCAUUGAAAGAUCCCAGCAAAGCACUGGUUUUGGAGGAGGCCUCCCUGUGCUGGCUACGGACCAUCCCCAGGAUUUUCAAGGGAGCCUUGGAGCUGGAGAGGAACAGACAUACUCCCAAGGGGAGGACCAGGGCUCAGCCACCUGCAGGUGUCCCAAGGCCAGAGGAUGAAGGGGACAGCCUGGCCCCAGAGUUGCAUGAGAUAAACCUGGUGGUGUCAAAGGGGACCAUGGUAGGGGUCUGUGGCAACACUGGGAGUGGCAAGAGCAGCCUGUUGUCAGCCAUCCUGGAGGAGAUGCACUUGCUGGAGGGCUCAGUGGGGGUGCACGGAAGCCUGGCCUAUGUCCCCCAGCAGGCCUGGAUCAUCGCGGGCAGCGUCAGGGAGAACAUCCUCAUGGGAGGCCAGUAUGACGAGGCCCGGUACCUCCAGGUGCUCCAUUGCUGCUCCCUGACCCGGGACCUGGAGAUUCUGCCCUUCGGAAACAUGACGGAGGUGUUGGAUCCCGAACAAAACCAUAACAUCACAGAUCAUUAUCUAAAUGUGGCCUUUGACCUUUCCCAAGUUCUUUUUAUAGCCACUGCCAACACCACUGCUACUAUUCCACCUGCCUUGUUGGACAGAAUGGAGAUUAUCCAGGUGCCAGGCACUUGACUCGUGAAGAAACUCAUUGUUUGAUAUUUCUUGCCUUUCUGAGCAUAAUCCUUUAAAAUUGGUUGAGCUGUGGAGUUUGGAGUAAAAAGUUGAUUUGCCAGUGCGUGAUGUUCAGAAGUUCUGAGUCUGGUGUAUAAACCAGUUUUUAUGUGGAUUCAAAGUCUGGAACAGCAAGAUUUGUGUGUUUGUGUGUUUGUUUUCACUGCCACAGAGAGGAGCACCUGUGUGUUCUGGUUUCUCUGGGAAUCCAGACGUCCUUCUUUGGAGCAGUUUCUACAAUUAUAGAUAAACAUCACUAAUUUAUUUAAAGGGAGCGUCUAAAAACCCAAAAUGGAUCUUUACAUGGUCAGUUUAGCUUCCUGUCAAUCAGAUUUUGAAGUUUUUACCGUCUUUGGGAAAGUGUAAUUGUUUAUUCUUAUUAAGAGGUUGUUCCUAAAGGAGAUGAGCUUUCUUUUUGUUACAUCUGAUCUCACUUUUACAUAAAAGUGCAGAGUACACAAGACCUCUUCUUUCUUGUUUGAUCUGUCAGGUAGUUAUACGUAUAGUUUCUACCAUGUCUUCUGUUCUCCUUCACUGGAGUGUGCAAA